Bombyx mori (domestic silkworm) is the source of this 3542-nucleotide messenger RNA. RefSeq lists its product as uncharacterized. Bases 196 to 1740 code for a protein of 514 amino acids. The record is from RefSeq and is a predicted model, not a curated record. The transcript is spliced from 9 exons. NCBI's taxonomy places the organism in Eukaryota, Metazoa, Arthropoda, Insecta, Lepidoptera, Bombycidae.
AGUCUUGUGGCCGACACCGCGCAUGCGCCGUCUCGACUAAAAUGGCAGUUGAUAAAAAAAAGCGGGAAAUGAAAAUUUACAAUUUACGUAAACAAAUCAGCUUAAGUUGUUUAGCAAAUAAAUAAUCUAGACUUUUUUAAAUGAUAACCAAAGAUAUGUAAUAUAAUUUAUAUGUAAUUUAAGGAACAUCACAAAAUGUGGGCGAAUAUAAUUCAUGUGAAAAUUGUGAUAAUAUGCUUAGUGAUAUUAAUGUUGGUUUAUUGUGAUUGUAAUGUUAAAAAGGGCGCAAAAAUAAGAUUUAAGAAAAACGGUGAUAUAGAUAAGCGGAAGAAUACUUCAAUUAAAAAUAAAGCGAAUGACACCUUUAAAAAUGACGCAAGAGGAUUUUUUGGUGGCAGCCUCUUCUCCUUCAGUAAGGUGCUAAACUUCUUCCCGGUGGGCGGGGAGAGAGAGUGCCAGCCGACUGGUUUUAACAUUGCCAAAGCCGGCAUUUGUCUCAAUGCCUACGACUGCAGACAGCGCGACGGGCGAGCUGCCGGGGACUGCGCUCAUGGACUCGGAGUUUGCUGCGUUUUUGAGGUAACCUGCGGUGGGGUCGUCCAAAAUAACCUGACGUACUUCAUGUCCCCCGAGUUCCCUGAGCUGUGGAGUGGUGAGGAGGAUUGCAACAUCACUAUAGACAAGGCUUUCGCCGGCAUCAUGCAGUUGAGGAUUGAUUUCGUACAUUUCACUAUCGGUCAACCCAAUAGGACAACUGGGGAGUGCGACGAGGACGCUAUGAUAUUAGGGGACGGGGAAACGAAAUUUGUUUUGUGCGGACAGAAUCCUGGACAGCAUUUUUACUACACACUAUCCAGCAACAGCGAGAGAAGGGAAGCAGGGGACUUGGCUGGAAGUAAGUCUACGCAGCUAUCGAUGAGAAUGCGGGCGUUGGAUACUCCAAGGUUAUGGCUGAUGAGGCUCGCACAAAUGCCACUGGCUAAUUCAGCUCCGCACGACUGUCUUCAAUACUACACUGAAAACAAUGGCACAAUAAAGACAUUUAACUACGCCAAGAACGGCCGCCACCUCGCCGACCACGAGUACCGCUCCUGCGUCAGGAGGAACUCCGGGUUCUGUUCCAUCAGAUACGCGCCUUGCAACGAGCACUCCUUCAGGAUAGGGCCCAGGGGGAACAGACCGGGACCCACGGAACCUACGGCUACAGAACCCGAUGAAGUGAUGCCAGCAGAAGACAAUCAAAGCGAGGAAGAUGAUCUAGAAGGUUCUGGGAUGGAUCCGCAAAUAGAAGCAUCUCCUCCAGUGACAAGACCUAACACAUUGUCUAGGAUCUGGAGUUAUAUCUGGUCUUGGAUGUGGGGACAGACUGGACGAGCCCACAUCCGCUGGUCUCCGUACACCCAGUACCUCAAUGAAGAUGACAAAAUCCGUUAUUUCGGCUACGGUACUUUCGGGAUAGGCCUCAAAGGCUUCGGGAGGCAGAGGUGCGAAGACAGGAUCACUGUGCCCUGCGAGAAUGAGUAUUUCGUUUCGAGCAGCGCGUGGGGCGGCGGGGUAUGCGACCCGCACCACUGCGGCGGCUCGUUCUGCCCGGGGCUCCCGGCGGCGCGGUGCUGGGUGGAGACGUCCAGCACGCCGUUCGCGGUCUCCGUGCACCUCGGGCCGCCGACACCCAAACUCAGCCCCGAGGAUAACAUCGGCGCCUGCCUCAGGUACGUCCAGCUGCCUUGCGACGCCUAGACCCAAGCGCCUAGACUUGGACGAAGGAACGUAGCUCGGAUACUUGUCUCGCAGCUCGAAAUAGAGGUGGGCCAUUUUAUUUCGACCCCAAAAAGGCGAUUGUGGUACAUGCAUACCUCGAGAUUGUGGCUUAACCUUGAAGAAUCACUGGAGUUUGGUUUCAAAGGAGCUCCAAUCUAUUAUCAGGACUUGCAGAUAUUCUCGACAAUUGCAGAAACUUGACAAUUUGGAGUUUUUUGUUAUUACGAAAUUUAAACGUAGUGGACAGUCAUGUGGAACAGAUCAGAACAGAGUGGAAUAUGGCCCUUGAAUUGCCGAAGACGACAGAAAUCGGACGUAGUUACAGAAGAAGCUUGUACCAAGCAUCGUAACGGUUGAUGAGAAGGAAGAAGACUCAGGCAACAAAGACUAUAUAUCAAAGAAUACUAUUCCGUCCUCGUUUCUUUGGUCCGGUAGAACUCACCUUCUCUUUUUGGGGAGCAACAGCUGUGGCUGUUUAAUCUUCAAAUGAAGGGACAAGCCACGUCCUAAAAUUGUGUACAUAAAUCGUAAAGAGGGCCAAUAUGAAAUGAAGAUUAUGUUGCGACUUACUAGCUGCAUCCGCAGGUCUAAGUUCGUUGGUUGAAGCCUCGUGAUCAUGUGGAUCUCGUUAUUGGGUGGCCGGUAUUCAAAUAUUAGAAAUGUUAUUUAGCUAUUUCAUGAACGACUUAUUCAGUCGUAAAGUUUUGUACAAUAUUGUCCUGCGAUACCCGUAGGAAAUUUGUUCAAAGGCUAUUCAAUGCGGACCGCUUCUUUAAAAUAAGUGCCAUUUAAUUUAAAUUCUAUUUAUAUGAUUUAUUUUUAAUUUAUCUAUUCCUUAUGGUUCUGAAGGUUCUUUUAAGCCAGAAAAAGGUGUGCGACAGGGGUGCAUACUUUCUCCUAUUCUUUUCAAUGUGUAUGGAGAAUAUGUAAUGAGGAAAGCCUUAGAGGAGUGGGAGGGGGGCAUCUCAGUCGGUGGCAUAAAAAUUAGCAAUCUGAGAUAUGCGGACGAUACCACGCUUUUCGCGUCAUCUGAGAAGGAACUUGCUGACCUAUUCCGUAGAGUGGAGUAUGAGAGUAGUUUAGUGGGGCUCUCCGUUAAUAAGUCCAAAACAAAGGUCAUGAUAGUGGACAGAACCAGUCAACUCUCUAGAACUGGAGAGCUAUCAGAUCUAGAAUUUGUCAGCGAGUUCAUAUACCUCGGGUCCUUACUGACCGACCGCGGAGGCAGUGAGGGAGAGAUAAGGAGGAGGACGCAGAUGGCCAAAACAGCGAUGACCAAGCUCAAACGAAUAUGGCAAAAUCGCAAAGUCUCCAACGUCACGAAAAUGAGACUCGUCCGAACCUUAGUUUUCUCCAUCUUUCUCUACGGGGCAGAGUCCUGGACAAUUAAGGCAUCCGAGCGCAAGAAAAUAAACGCAUUUGAAAUGUGGUGCUGGAGACGAAUGCUCCGAAUUCCGUGGACGGCCAAGAGGACAAAUAAAUCUAUCCUGGAUCAGCUUCGCAUCCGAGUCAGGCUCUCAACAAUCUGUUACCAGAGGAUCCUCAGCUACUUCGGUCAUAUUGCCCGCCGACAGUCAGAUAACUUGGACAAAGUGAUUGUGACGGGCAAAGUAGAAGGAAAGAGACCCCGCGGCCGAUUACCUAGCCGUUGGUGUGAUCAAGUAACCGCUCUAACUGGGUUGCCAGUCGCAACCGCCAUUCGAGCAGCUGAGGACCGGACGAGAUGGAAACAGCUCACGAGACAGGCAACGGUCGAGUUUCAGGGACACGACCUUCAGUAA